Amoebophrya sp. A120 is the source of this 2769-nucleotide messenger RNA. Lineage: Eukaryota; Dinophyceae; Syndiniales; Amoebophryaceae. The record is from the annotation of a GenBank genome assembly.
UUUGUGCCAACCACUCGACUAACUGUGUUUGUUGAAGAGCCUGUGGGUGAGCCAGUAUUUAUCUCCGAGUUAGCGUAGGGAAUAAACACGUUGGCUGUGUUGUAUGGUUUACGUUUAUUUCGAACAAAUUCGAUUUUCUUAUUGUUUAAGUUUAACGCUGCGCGUCGCUCUCAGGUCGUGUUCUGUGUUGGUACAAAAACAAGAAUGUUGUUCGAAGGAAGUGGCUUUCCGAAAGAUGUCUCGGCGCUGGACAUCAGGAACGGGAUCCAGCGGUAUCUCGGUAUCAUGGUCCUUGUGAAUAAGGAAAAGGGAAACACACGGUAAGGUCGAUUCUAAGUAUCGCGCGAAAAAAAUGCUUCACAGGCACAGGCUUGGUCUGAAUGACAAAGACAUAAUAUCUUCCCCGCGUGCCUCCUACGCCUACCUUAGGACCAGCACGGCGAAAGAACUAUUGCCUUCCUCCGUACGUAAGAACAAAACGAGCACUUGUGUGUCACACCCUCUGUGUCACAAUGUCACAGCGAAGCAUUUUUUUCCGUGCGAUUCGAAGUAGCGUACAUUCUAAUUAGGGCCGCAAGGGCACGGGUUGGGGUUUGAGGGGUUUUAGGGUUUCCAUCGCGUGCCGGGUGCCAUGGAUGGCUCCGGUCUUCUUUUGCAAAACGACAAGCAAAUGCGAGUGCGACCUGAAGUUGAACGACAGCAUGCUGUCGGUCCCCGGCGCCGACGAGAAGUUCUAUCGCUUCGCGGUGUAUCUUCAUGCCGGAUACACCGAACCGGAGUGCGCGAGUCGCAUGCUGGUGCUAAAUCUGCGGUGCUGAGACGGCCGAACUUCAUCUUCAGUAGUAGCGCAGAAAUCGAAAUUCCCGCGCUGCGAGGCUUCCUGAUGACAUUGGUUGCCCUGUCUCGGGAGUCUGAAUCUCCCGGGUCGUGCCACGAAAGUUAACGAUAAAAGCAGCGGCGCGACGCUCUUAGUCACCAAAGAGGUGCUGGCGAUCAAGAUGCGGGAGUGGGACCUUCUGUUCCACCGAAAUAGCGCGCGACUACGACGCUCGAGAAUAAACGCGGAGACGGCUGAAGUCCCGGCAGGACAAGGUGACACGAGCAGUUUUGAACAACUCCACUUGGUACAGCGACGCCGUGGGAACAAAUCUUCCUGGAAGAGCUGCAGUGCGAGAUAAACAUCUGAUCUCGGAACCAACAAAAAGUACUGGCAGCGCAACGCAAGAUCACCUCGGAAUAAGUCCCGGCAGGGCAUUGCGAGAGUACCUCGAUACAACCAGUCCUGGCAGGUCGACGCAGUUGGGGCGAUUGCUGGCAGAAGGGCGACGCGAGAUGCAAAAUAUCUCGGAGCAAGUGCUGGCAGCGCAAGCUCAGCGCGAGAGUGCCUCGGCAUAAUGCUCGGCGCGGAAUCGCGAUAAUAACACGGCGAUGCAGUUACAACUCCUGGCAGGGGUACGCAGUCGGGACGAUUGCCGGCAGGGCAUUGCGACAUAACAAUAUCUCGGAGUAUUUGCUGGCAGCAAAACCAAAACGCGAGAACACCUCGAAGCUCGUCCUUGCAGGGCGCUGCAGUCGGAUGAACCAUUGCCGGCAGGGCAUCGCGAGCGAAAUAUCUCGCAAAAUAAUGUGCUGGCAGCACAACGCGAGAGUGCCUCGGAAUAAGUCCCGGCAGGGCAUCUUGAGAGUACCUCGGGACAAGUCCUGGCAGGGCAACGCAGCCGGAUGAACAAGCGCAGCUGGCACGACAAGGCAACACUGUCUCGGAAUAAGUCACGUGGUCCCGAAGGGGCAUCGCGAGAUCAACUCCGCACAGAAAGUGCUUGCAGGAUAGCGUGAGAUGGCAUCGGAAAAGGUCUAGCGGGCCCGAAAGGGCACUGCGAAACUAACUCUGAAGUGCUUACAUCACAGCGCGAGGCUGUCUUGGAGAAGGUCUAGCGGUCCCGAAAGGGCAUCGCGAAACUGACUCUGUAAAAGAACUGCUUGCUGCAGGGCGACAGCGCGAGAUGGCAUCGGAAAAGGUCUAGCGGUCACGAAAGGGCAUCGCGAAACUAACUCUGUACAGGAACUGCUUGCUGCAGAGCGACAACGCGAGAUGGCAUCGGAAAAGGUCUAGCGGUCCCGAAAGGGCAUCGCGACACUAACCGCAACCAAGAACUAAAGGCGCUUGCAGAACACAGCAGGAACUUCGCCUGUACCUGUCGGCGCUUCGCAAUUACUGGUACUUUUCGCGAGGCAAACCGAUCCCCAUUCCGCGAACUUUUAUACCUCAAGCGAGGGCGGGUCUCUCGCUGCUGCUGCGAUCGAUCCCCAUUCCACUAAGAACUUUGAUACCUCCGGGAGCCCGGCCACCUUUUUGCUUUUUUUUUUGUUUUUGUUUGUCUUCUCUUCUGUUCUUUGGUGUCCAUGAUUCUGAUAGAGCUACGCGCCCCCCUGGGGGGGUUGCGAGAAAUGCCCACCGGCUUGGCCGUUUGGAUCUUUUCCCAACCAUUGAAACAGGUGCCUCAUCGAGACGAAGCCUGCAGAUGCGUGGUUGCAUUUUGCCCGGGGCGGUGAUUGUCCCCAUCUCUUGCAGGCACACGUCCGGGACCGUUACGGGGAGCGGGCGGAGUUAAAGCAAGUGGAGGUGCGUGGACGGUAGAUGUUGCACUCACCGCUCGGAGUCAUAUCAUGAUGCUCGUUGACACUACCUAGUUACAGCAAUACCCAGUCAACUCCUUCUCUCGCGAUCAUUUGUGGAUGUGGUGUCUUCAUUUAAUAUAUGGAUGUGGU